AUGGCUGAAAUCCGCCGAAAGCUCGUCAUCGUCGGCGACGGUGCCUGUGGUAAAACCUGCCUGUUGAUCGUCUUCUCCAAGGGCACAUUCCCCGAGGUCUACGUCCCCACCGUUUUCGAGAACUAUGUCGCCGAUGUCGAGGUCGAUGGCAAGCAUGUUGAGCUGGCCUUGUGGGAUACUGCUGGACAAGAAGAUUACGACCGACUCCGCCCCCUUUCUUACCCAGACACCCACGUUGUUCUGAUCUGCUUCGCUAUUGACUCGCCUGAUUCUCUGGAAAACGUUGAAGAAAAGUGGAUUCCCGAAGUCCUUCACUUCUGCCAGGGACUUCCUAUCAUCUUGGUUGGCUGCAAGAAGGACCUGCGAUACGACAAUAAGACGAUUGGCGAGCUGCGGGCGAUUGAUCAGAAGCCUGUCACCCCCGAGGAGGGCGAGGAGAAGCGCAAGUCUAUUGGAGCCUACAAAUACCUUGAAUGCUCAGCCAAGACAAACGAGGGUGUCCGCGAGGUGUUUGAGCACGCUACCCGUGCCGCUCUCCUGUCUCGCACCAGCCGCAAGAGGGACAAGAAGUGUCUUGUUCUAUAA
This is a messenger RNA of Metarhizium album ARSEF 1941, 585 nucleotides long. Its product is annotated as Small GTPase superfamily, Rho type. The record is from RefSeq and is a predicted model, not a curated record. The transcript is spliced from 5 exons. NCBI's taxonomy places the organism in Eukaryota, Fungi, Ascomycota, Sordariomycetes, Hypocreales, Clavicipitaceae. Gene Ontology annotation, biological process: small GTPase-mediated signal transduction. The coding region runs from base 1 to 585 and encodes 194 amino acids. Gene Ontology annotation, molecular function: GTP binding; GTPase activity.